This is a messenger RNA of Musca domestica (house fly), 400 nucleotides long. RefSeq lists its product as uncharacterized. The record is from RefSeq and is a predicted model, not a curated record. Bases 91 to 282 code for a protein of 63 amino acids. Lineage: Eukaryota; Metazoa; Arthropoda; Insecta; Diptera; Muscidae. The transcript has 2 exons.
GGCCGCUCUCAUUGUGCUGUCAUUCAAGAGGUUAUGUCACAACAGCUGACACUUGUUCAUUGAAAUAGGAACAAAAAUCGAACGGGAGUAAUGUCUUUGGGUAAUUUUGGAAGAAUUGCUGUUGGUUGGACUAUUUUAACUGCUGUUGGCGUCUAUUCGUUUGUGCUAUCCAAAGAAUCUGUGGAAAAACGUCGUUACGAGGAUAUGCAAAUUCGUGAUCGCAUGAAAAAGGCAAAUAUUGGAGAUUACGAAUCAGUUGGAACGAGACGAUUCAACGCUUAAAGGCCAAGCAGUGACAUUUUUUGCCCGCCCUCAUUCCUAACAAAUACAUAGAAUUAUCUUUUUUCAAUUGGGAACAAUUUACACGUGCUUAAAUUACAAUGGCUAUGCCCCAGAUGAA